AUGGAAAAAUGGUGGUUCAAUUCAAUGCUAUUUAAUAAGAAGUUAGAAUACAGGUGUGGUUUAAGUAAAUCCAUAGAUAGUUUUGGUCCUAUUGAAAAGAAGAGUGAAGAGCCAUCCAUUGUAACUGAUAAUGAUAGUUACAGUCAUGUUGAUUAUUUAGUAGAUGUCAGCAACAGACAGAAUUUCCUAUCUGAUAAAACCUUUUUAGUUAGAGAUCGUAAUAGUUAUAGUUAUUCCAUAUUUUUUGCUAUUGAAAAUAAAAUUUUGGAGAUUGACUAUGAUAGUCAAUUUAAUUGGAAAAAUAUCAUUAAUAGUUGCAUUGAGAAUUAUCUUCGUUCUCAAAUAUGUAUUGAUAGUGACAUUUUAGAUAAUAGUUUCAAAUAUAAUGAUAAUGACAGUGACGUUUAUAGUUACAUUUGUGGUAAGGUCACAAAUAGUAGUCAAAGCACCAGUACUGAUGUAAUAACUAUUACAAAUGAUAGUGAAAAAGAAAGUUUUAAUGAUGAUGACGAUUUUACUCAAAAAUAUAAACAUUUGUGGGUUCAAUGCGAAAGUUGUUAUGGAUUAAAUUAUAAGAAAUUUUUUAAAUCAAAAAUGAAUAUUUGUGAACACUGUGGAGAUCAUUUGAAAAUGAGCAGUUCAGAUAGAAUCGAACUUUUGAUUGAUCCAGGUACUUGGAACCCUCGAGAUGAAGACAUGGUAUCUCUCGAUCCCAUUGAAUUUGAUCCCAUUGAAUUAGAUCCCAUUGAAUUAGAUCCCAUUGAAUUAGAUUCGGAAGACGAACCUUAUAAAACUCGUCUUGAUUCUUAUCAAAAAAGGACAGGAUUAUCGGAGGCUGUUCAAACAGGCACAGGUCAAAUAAACGGUAUUCCUGUAGCAAUUGGUAUUAUGGAUUUUCAGUUUAUGGGGGGUAGUAUGGGAUCCGUAGUGGGUGAGAAAAUCACUCGGUUGAUCGAAUAUGCUACCAAUCAACUUUUACCCCUUAUUAUAGUAUGUGCAUCUGGAGGUGCGCGUAUGCAAGAAGGAAGUUUGAGCUUAAUGCAAAUGGCUAAAAUUUCUUCUGCUUUAUAUAAUUAUCAAAUCAAUCAAAAGUUAUUCUAUGUAGCGAUACUUACAUCUCCUACUACUGGUGGGGUCACAGCUAGUUUUGGCAUGUUGGGGGAUAUCAUUAUUGCCGAACCAAAUGCUUACAUUGCAUUUGCGGGGAAAAGGGUAAUUGAACAAACGUUGAAUACGGAAGUUCCCGAAGGUUCACAAUCGGCUGAAUUUUUAUUCGAAAAAGGCUUAUUUGAUUCAAUCGUACCUCGGAAUCUUUUAAAGGAGGUUUUAGGUGAGUUAUUUCAGUUUCAUGGUUUCUUUCCUUUGACUCAAAAUGGAAAUUAA
This is a messenger RNA of Cicer arietinum (chickpea), 1383 nucleotides long. The record is from the annotation of a RefSeq genome assembly. Lineage: Eukaryota; Viridiplantae; Streptophyta; Magnoliopsida; Fabales; Fabaceae.